Messenger RNA from Adineta ricciae, 1872 nucleotides. The record is from the annotation of a GenBank genome assembly. Lineage: Eukaryota; Metazoa; Rotifera; Eurotatoria; Adinetida; Adinetidae.
AUGCACAUCGAUGUAUUUCAAUCAUCAUCAUCAUCAUCAUCAUCAUCAUCAUCAUUCUUAGAAGAUCUAUUGAAAGAACAAUUUGCACCACUUGAAGAUCAAUUAUCACACAUAUUUCAUCACUAUGCCAUUGAUUUUCAUCCACAAGAACAUUUUAAACGACUACUUCGAAAUGAAUUUCAAGACAUAUUUUCGGCCGAAGUACCAUCUUCAUUAAAACAACGUGCCAUCGAUGAACAACAACUCAUACGAUCGAUACAAUUGCAAUUACAACGGCAACAUCUCAUUCUACGACGUACUGCUGACAAUAUGAACACGUUCUAUCUUGGUGACUAUGACGAUUUUCAACAUCGUUCGAAUGAUUUUGUUGAAAGUUCGGGAUGGUUUGACUUUCUUGGUACAAUCGACAACGAAAUCUAUCCUGAACAACAACAAUAUCUGUUGAAAAGUCUUCUCUCGUCAAUGAAUGUUGAAUUAGAAAAUUUAACAAAAGAUCGUCUAUUAACAUUCGCCGACGAAGAUAAAUUGAAAGUCAAUUUUGAUAGACACUAUCAACUUCCGUAUCUUUACUUUUUACCACGUGUAAACUCACAUGAUAACAAUCUCGAAUCAGUUCAACCGCGCUUUUCCUUAUCAAUGAAUUUUCCAUUGCAACCUAUUGCAAUCUAUCUUGAUCAAAUGCUUCGACCGGCGUUCGAAAAAUGUACUCAAUCAACGACAUGUAUGAACGGUGGUGAAUUUGUUGAACAAUUACAGUCGUAUACACAGCAAGAAUAUGCAUUUACAAAGUGUACUAGUUUUGUUGUGUUCGAAAUUCAUCAUCUAUCGACUCGUGUCUCACAUGCUGAUAUUCUUCAUGCUUUAAAUCACUUCUUAACUUAUCAUUAUUAUCAUCGAGUAGAAAAACAACAACAACCACGAUUGACUACGGUAGCAACGACAAGUAAUUAUCUCAUUAUGCAAUUAACUCAAUUCUAUCUUGAAAAUAAUCUAUUCACGUAUGAAAAUAAACUUUAUCGUUUGACCAAAGGUGUUACGAUGACGUGUAUGUUAGCUCGUCUACUCUUAGAUAUUUAUUUAUUCUACUGGCAAAAACCAAUCUCUAAGCUAGCAUACGAUGGUGAACACUUUUUUCGUCGUUACCGUCAUCAAUUCUUCUUUACUUGGGAUGCGCCGAAAGAUCGCGUACGACAAUUAAUUAUGCAACUCAAUGAACAAUAUCCUGAUAUUCAAUUAACAGUAUCCAUUGGCAAACAUGUGCAAUUUCAUAAUAUUGACAUUGAAAAUAACCAUGGUCAACUUGAGAUACGUGUCUAUCAUCCUCGGACACAACAAUACUUUCUUUUACCUUAUCCUACAAAACAAAAUGAUUCGCCGCGUCUAUUCUAUCGACAAUGGUUUCGUUUUGCACUAAUUCAAGCUGCUCAUUACUGUACUAAUGUUGACGAUUUUCAUCAUGAACGACGUCGUCUCAUCAGUACGUUUCUUGUUAAUGGCUAUUCGCUCGAUUUCGUUGAACGUCAACAACGAAAAUUUUUUCAAAGCUUCAAUUCGAAUACAACGAUAGAUAAUAUUCUCCAAAUUAAUACAUCAACUUAUCGUACUUUCCGAUAUCAACUUCGUACUUGUCUCAACGCAUAUCGACAAAAUUAUGAAAAUGAACAACGAAUCGUUCAACAACAACAACAACUCAUUCAUUGUUACUAUUUAUUUGAUUGGGGUUUACGUUAUCAAUUUAACCGUCGUUUUUGGAAGUUAUGGCUAGAAAUUAUUGAUCCAGAGUUAAAAUCACGAGAGAAAACUCUCAAAAUUAAACUCAACACAAAACAUUGCUAUAGAUCUAAUGAUCUAUUUAAUUUGAAGUAUGAUUGA